AGGUUGGGCCAGGGGCUAGGCUGCGAGGAGAGUCGGCACUCGCAGCGCGGAGCCAGAAAGUCGCCGAGACUCUGGUGGGACUCAGAGUUGUCUCCAGAGCUGGCGAGCGUGGAGGUCCUGCAGCGGAUCCAGCGCGAGGCACCAACAAAAGAGGCGAGAGGUGCCACCCAGGGGCGGCAGCAGGAAGAGGAGCGAGAGUUAAGCGUCCCGACCCGCCGUGCGUACUUUCCUAGAGGGAAGGGGCGGGGGAAUCGCCACGGGAGGGGACGCCCGCUGGAAAGGGGGUGUUAGCUAAGUUCCGGUUGCGGCGUCCCUCCUCCGCUCCCACGAGAGGAAAGUUUUCUCCAGAAGCUUCCUGCCGAUCCGCGCCCUCCGGGCCCAGCUUCCGAGUCUUCGGAGCGGGCGCCAGGCCAGCUCCGGGGAGACCCGUGCCGUGAUGCCUGGGGGGUGCUCCCGAGGCCCCGCCGCCGGGGACGCGCGGCUGCGGCUUGCGCGGCUGGCUCUGGUCCUUCUGGGCUGGGUCUCCUCGUCUUCACUCACCUCCUCGGCGACCUCCUCCACCUCCUCAACGUCGUUCCUGGCCUCCGCGGUGUCUGCCCAGCCUCCUCUGCCAGGCCAAUGCCCCGCGCCGUGCGAGUGCUCAGAAGCGGCGCGCACCGUCAAGUGCGUUAAUCGCAACUUGACCGAGGUGCCGGCGGACCUGCCCCCUUACGUGCGCAACCUCUUCCUCACGGGCAAUCAGCUGGUAGUGCUCCCGGCCGGUGCCUUCGCUCGCGGACCGCCGCUGGCCGAGCUGGCCGCGCUCAACCUCAGCGGCAGCCUCCUGAACAGGGUGGAAGCCGGAGCCUUCGAGCGUCUGCCCAGCCUGCGCCAGCUCGACCUCAGCCACAACCCGCUGGCCAAUCUCAGCCGAUUCGCUUUCUCCGGGAGCAACGCCAGUGUCUCGGCCCCCAGCCCCCUGGUGGAACUGAUCCUGAACCACAUCCUGCCCCCUGACGAUGAUAUGCUGCAGAACCGGAGCUUCGAGGGUAUAGUGGCGGCUGCCCUGCGAGCUGGCCAGGCGCUGCGCGGGCUCCGCCGCCUGGAGCUGACCAGCAACCACUUUCUCUACCUGCCCCGCGACGUACUGGCCCACCUGCCGGGCCUCAGGCACCUGGACCUGCGCAACAACUCGCUGGUUAGCCUGACUUAUGUGUCCUUCCGCAACCUGACACACCUAGAAAGCCUCCACCUGGAGGACAACGCCCUCAAGGUCCUUCACAACAGCACCCUGGCAGAGUUGCAAGGCCUGCCCCAAGUCAGAGUUUUCCUGGACAACAAUCCCUGGGUAUGCGAUUGCCACAUGGCGGACAUGGUGAACUGGCUCAAGGAGACAGAGAUUGUGCAAGACAAAGCCAGGCUUACCUGUGCAUUCCCGGAAAAAAUGAGGAAUCUGGUUCUCCUGGAACUCAACGGCUCCGACCUGAACUGUGACCCUAUCCUCCCUCCAUCCCUGCAGACUUCUUAUGUCUUUCUAGGUAUUGUUUUAGCCCUGAUAGGUGCCAUUUUCCUACUGGUUUUGUAUUUGAAUCGUAAGGGGAUAAAAAAGUGGAUGCAUAACAUCAGAGAUGCCUGCAGGGAUCACAUGGAAGGGUAUCAUUACAGAUAUGAAAUCAAUGCGGACCCCAGGUUAACAAACCUCAGUUCUAAUUCGGAUGUCUGAGAAACGUAUGAGGACAGAAUAAGGACAACUAUGCAUGAGAUGUAGACUUAAUUAAGCUUUAUCCUGUCCUAGGCUUGCUCCACCUCCACCCUCCACUGUAGACACCACUGACCUUGACUGAAAGCAGUGAAGGGAAUAUUCUCCCUUGUCAUGUAAAGUGUCUUGGUAUGGUCCGGUAAUGUCAGAUGAUGAACAAUUGCAUAGACUUCUAUCCUCUUCCCUUUCUUGGAACUCAACACGAAUGGAGGGAUUUUUCAAGUUUCAGCAUGAACAUGGACUCCUGGCUGUCUGUUUCUCUUAGUACAGUUCAAUGUGUAACCAAUGUACUGACACAGAUAGCAUUCAACAAAAGCUGCCUCAACUUUUUUGAGAAAAAUACUCUAUUCAUAAGUAUCAGUUUUAUUCUCAUGUACUGUACCUAAAUUGUGAAGAAAAUUAUUGCAUUCCAUAAACUGCCUGCAGACCUUAGCAAGCUCUUCAAAGUAACUCCAUAGUACACAGGAGCACCUGCAUCCGAGAGCAUGCUUAUAUUUUACUGUUCUGCCUAUUACAAAAAAUAACUUGCACCUUCAGAUAACUUCUUUGACAAAGUAAAUUACUUUUCUGAUUGCAGUUUAUAGUAAACUAUAUGGAAGUUGUUUUAUAAACUGCAUCGAGAUCCAACAGGCUAAAUUGUU
Molecule: messenger RNA, 2379 nt
Organism: Molossus molossus (Pallas's mastiff bat)
Lineage: Eukaryota; Metazoa; Chordata; Mammalia; Chiroptera; Molossidae
Gene: TPBG
Product: trophoblast glycoprotein
Exons: 2
Coding region: 437-1702 (421 amino acids)
Biological process (GO): negative regulation of canonical Wnt signaling pathway
Cellular component (GO): plasma membrane
Molecular function (GO): protein binding
Source: RefSeq, a predicted model, not a curated record